Closterium sp. NIES-67 is the source of this 2201-nucleotide messenger RNA. Lineage: Eukaryota; Viridiplantae; Streptophyta; Zygnematophyceae; Desmidiales; Closteriaceae. The record is from the annotation of a GenBank genome assembly.
GACAUCUUCGGCGUUACGGUAUUAGGUAUUUUUAGGCUGCUGUUUCCGUCGCAGUUGUCGCAAGGCAGGUCCCGAAUCACUGCUUCACCACUCCAAACUCAUCUCAGCGAGGCGCUAAAAUAUCGAAUUCGAGCAUUCCAUUGCGAACUCCAGUCUCUCCGCCCUUCACCCGACAACCCGUUGACCCCUUAACCUCCCCGCGUACCCGUUUACCGCUAACCUCGCCGCGAUGGACGCGACGGAGGACGAGAUUGCGCGCAUGCAAGAGGAGCGGCGCGCGAAGGAGGCGGAGCUGGCGGCGCUGGCAUCGGUGAGCUUCGACAAGGACCUGUACGGCGGGGGCGACAAGGACCGCUUCGAGGGCUACGAGAUGUCCAUCCCGGUCAUGGAGGACGAGGACGAGCAGGACGCCACGGAGCGCGAGGUCGCCAGGAAGCUGGCUUCAUACACGGCGCCCAAGGAGCUCUUGCACGAGCUGCCCAGGGGCGAGGCGGAGGAAGAGGCGGCGGGGUUCAAGAAGCCGUCGCGCAUCAUCGACAGGGAGGACGAUUACCGCCGGCGCCGGCUCAACCGGAUCAUAUCGCCGGACCGACACGAUGCCUUUGCUAUGGGCGACGCCACGCCCGAUGCGGCAGUGCGCACGUACGCGGACGUGAUAAAGGAGGAGGCGCUGAAGCGCGAGAAGGAGGAGACGCUACGGCAGAUCGCCAAGAAGAAGGCGGAGGAGGCCGAGAGGCAGGCGGCAGAGCUCUCAUCCGCGCCCACCAAGGCGCAGGGCGUGCCUGCUGCCACUGCUGCUGCUCCCCCUGCUGCUGCUGCAGUGGCAGCUGCUGCGCCUGCCGGUGGCAAGAGGAGGAAUCGGUGGGAUGUUGCAGGAGGGGGAGGGGCCGGUGCUGUUGAGGCGGAGGCCAAGAAGGCCAAGGCGGCGGAUUGGGAUGCUCCUGAUGCCACUCCUGGUGCUGCCAGUGCAGUUGACGCCACCCCCACGCCCGGCCCCCGCCGCAACCGCUGGGACGAAACCCCCUCACACGGGGGAGUCCUGCCGGACGAUGCCACCCCAUCCGCGCUUCCGGGUGGCGGCGACGCCACCCCGGGUCUGGGUGGCGGAGCCACGCCAGCCGGCAUGACUUGGGACGCCACGCCAAAGCUGUCUGCCGGCGCCACUCCCACCCCGAAAAAAACGCGGUCCAGAUGGGACGAAACACCGGCCGGGGGAGGUGUUACGCCGGCGGGGGCAGGGGGAGGUGCCACCCCGUCUGCUGCUGUGGGCAUGACGCCCUCUGGGAUGACCCCAGGGGGGGUGACACCUGGGGGCGCCACACCUGGGGGGUUUGGAGUGACACCAGUAGGAGCAAUGGACAUGGCUACUCCAACCCCAGGGCAGAUUGCACUAAGGGGCCCGCUCACCCCGGAGCAAUUCACCAUGCUGCGGUGGGAGCGGGAGAUAGAGGAGCGGAACAAGCCGCUGUCGGACGAGGAGCUGGACGCCAUGUUCCCCCUGGACGGCUACAAGGUGCUCGAACCCCCUGCAGCAUACGUCCCCAUCCGCACCCCCGCUAGGAAGCUCCUGGCGACGCCCACCCCUAUGGGGGGCGCCGGAGGGGGUGCGACGCCACUGUAUGCUAUCCCAGAGGAGGAUCGGCAGCAGCUGUUCGACGUGGGCAAGGAGGUGCCAGGGCUGCCGAACCUGAAGCCCGAGGACUACCAGUACUUCGGCGCGCUGCUGAACGAGGAGGAGGAGGAGAAGAUGAGCGCGCAGGAGAAGACCGAGCGCAAGAUCAUGAAGCUGCUGCUCAAGGUGAAGAAUGGCACGCCCCCCCAGCGCAAGACGGCCCUGCGGCAGCUGACGGACAAGGCGAGGGAGUUUGGCGCGUCGGCUCUUUUCAACCAGAUCCUGCCGCUGCUCAUGUCGCCCACGCUGGAGGACCAGGAGCGCCACCUGCUCGUCAAGGUGAUCGACCGCAUCCUGUACAAGCUGGACGAGCUGGUGCGCCCCUUCGUGCACAAGAUCCUGGUGGUCAUCGAGCCGCUGCUCAUUGACGAGGACUACUACGCCAGGGUGGAGGGCCGAGAGAUCAUCUCCAACCUCAGCAAGGUGCGCUGGUGGCCUUUAGCAACGUGAGCUGUCUGUGUGUACGCGUGUCGUUACAGUAACGCCUGCACUGCAUCCCUGCUGUUAGACAUGAGCAAAACCGGGUAAU